CCUGUACUUCAUCUCUUUCACUGAGCGAAGGAGAAACGUUUGUGAACUCCGAUGGCUUCAUCAUCCCUGUUGAGCUCUGCGACGUCGUCGUUUCAUGGCCAUUCCCCAUUCUUCUCAGCCCGUUUUGCUGCACCGAUUGCUUGCGGAAACCCUAGCAACAUAGCUCCAUUGGCGGUGAGAGUAAAAGCCUCGACUGGCGGUGCUAUAGUGCUUGUAGACAAGGCAGAGGCUGAGAAAGUCAACCGGCUCAAAUCCAAUUACCUUGAGAAAAUCGUGCCGCUGCUCAUGGAUGAGUUCUCCUACACUAAUAUCCACCAGGUCCCUAAAAUUGAGAAGAUAGUAGUGAACUGUGGUAUUGGAGAUGCUCAGCAGAAUGCGAAGGGUUUGGAAGCUGCAAUGAAUGAGUUGGCAUCCAUUACAGGACAACGACCUGUGAAAACACGUGCAAAGAAGUCCAUUGCAACCUUCAAGAUCAGGGAGGGUCAACCACUUGGGAUUGCUACAACCCUAAGGGGAAAUGUGAUGUACUCCUUCCUGGAUCGUCUUAUCAACUUGGGGCUGCCUAGAACAAGGGACUUUCAGGGACUGAACUCAAAUAGCUUUGAUGGACAUGGAAAUUACUCCAUUGGUAUUCGUGAACAGAGUGUGUUCCCAGAAAUAAAGUUUGACACACUUGGCAAACCGAGGGGAAUGGAUGUUUGUAUCACAACAACAGCUGAAACCGAUCAAGAAGCUCAGCGACUCUUGGCUCUCAUGGGAAUGCCUUUCAGAGAGAGUGGUGGCUCUGUAGCUGUGAUGCGGAAAAAGAAGCUAAAGUCCCACCAUUUUGAUUCCAAAUCCAAGGGAAGAGCUCGGAGAUAAUGAAUGCAUUUUAGGAACAAGGCUUUUACAUUUCCUCAAUUCAUCUGUUGUAUCUUUACUCAAAAAAACUAUACUCUAGCAAAUUUAGCUGGGUUGUAUGCUAAUUUGAUGAAGUUAUAGAGGUUUGUUUAUGAGAUUAGUUCCUUUAGCUCGGAAA
Molecule: messenger RNA, 1018 nt
Organism: Benincasa hispida (wax gourd)
Lineage: Eukaryota; Viridiplantae; Streptophyta; Magnoliopsida; Cucurbitales; Cucurbitaceae
Product: Ribosomal L5P family protein
Biological process (GO): translation
Cellular component (GO): ribosome
Molecular function (GO): structural constituent of ribosome
Source: RefSeq, a predicted model, not a curated record